This is a messenger RNA of Capra hircus (goat), 2028 nucleotides long. Its product is annotated as multidrug resistance-associated protein 4-like. Gene Ontology annotation, molecular function: ATP hydrolysis activity; ATPase-coupled transmembrane transporter activity; ATP binding. Gene Ontology annotation, biological process: transmembrane transport. The record is from RefSeq and is a predicted model, not a curated record. Gene Ontology annotation, cellular component: plasma membrane. The transcript is spliced from 17 exons. NCBI's taxonomy places the organism in Eukaryota, Metazoa, Chordata, Mammalia, Artiodactyla, Bovidae.
AUGAGCGUGGGGCAGGGUCUUAGAUUAGCUGCACUUGACCCAUCAGGGAAUGGUUACAUCCUCAUUCCACUGACACUGGCCAUGUCUCAGUCAAUGAACUGUCCCCUGGAAAAUUGGCUAAACCCCUUGUUUAAAAUUGGUUACAAACGAAAAUUAGAAGAAGAUGACAUGUACUCUGUGCUUCUGGAAGAUCGCUCCCAGCACCUUAGAGAAGAACUACAAGGGUACUGGCAUCAAGAAGUUCUGAGAGGUGAGAAAGAUGCACGGGAGCCUUCUUUAAUGAAAGCAAUCUUAAAGUGUCACAGGAAAUCCUAUUUAGUUUUGGGAAUUUUUUACUUCUUGAGGGAGAAGGCUCAAGUAGUUCAGCCCAUAUUUUUGGGGAAAAUGAUUAAUUAUGUUGAAAACUCCAAUCGCACAGAUUCUGCUGCUUUGCAUGAAGCCUACGGCUACGCGGCAGGGCUGAGCACCAGUGUGCUGGUGUGGGCUGUUCUGCACCACUUGUACUUCUAUCACAUUCAGCGUGUAGGGAUGAGGCUGAGAGUAGCCGUGUGUCAUAUGAUCUACCGCAAGGAAUCAGAAACCCCAACCCUACAAGGCCUUUCAUUUACUGUCAGACCUGGUGAACUGUUAGCUGUGGUUGGACCUGUGGGAGCAGGAAAGUCGUCACUGUUACGUGCUCUGCUGGGGGAGCUGCCCCCGAGCCAGGGACAGGUCAGCGUGCAUGGAAGGAUCGUGUAUGUUUCUCAGCAGCCUUGGGUGUUCUCAGGAACUGUGAGGAGUAACAUUUUAUUUGGGAAGAAAUAUGAAGAAGAACGAUAUGAAAAAGUAAUAAAGGCUUGUGCUUUGGAAGAGGAUUUACAGCUUUUGAAGGAAAAUGAUAUAACUGAGAUAGGAGACUGGGGAACCCCACUGAGUGAAGGACAGAAAGCCCGGGUCAGCCUCGCCAGAGCCAUGUAUCAGGACGCAGACGUCUACCUCCUGGAUGAUCCGCUCAGUGCAGUGGAUGCAGGAGUCAGCAGACACUUGUUUGAACAGUGUAUUUGUCAGGCCUUGAAGGAGAAGAUCACAAUCUUAAUGACUCAUCAGCUGCAGUACCUAAAGGAUGCAAGUCAGAUUCUGAUAAUGAAAGAUGGCAAAGUUAUGUUAAAGGGUACUUUUGCUGAGUUUUCAAAAUCUGGGGUAGAUUUUGAAGAUAUUAUUUUAAGGAAGGAGAUAGAGGAGGCUGAACCAUCUCCAGGUCCAGGAACACUCACUCUGAUCUCUGAGUCUUCGGUUCAAUCUCAACCGUCUUCCAGGCCCUCUUUGAAAGAUGCAGCUCUAGAGGACCAAGAUACUGAGAAUAUACAGGUUACAUGACCACUGGAGGACCGUUUGGUUGGAAGAGUUGGUUUUAAGAGCUAUGAGAAUUACUUCACAGCUGGUGCUCACUGGUUUAUCAUCAUUUUUCUUAUUCUAGUGAACAUUGUAGCUCAGGCAAAUGGACAGAGUACUCUAUAUGUCCUGGUAUCUGGAAAUGGAAGGAUGAAUGAGAUACCUGAUCCUGACUGGUACUUAACGCUUACUCAGGUACAACUGAAAGAAGCCAUCAGAGAUCUUCCUGGUAAAAUGGAUACUAAAUUAGCAGAAUAUGGAUCGAACUUUAGCGUUGGACAGCAACAACUGGUGUGCCUUGCCAGGGCUAUUCUCAGGAAAAAUCGGAUAUUGAUUAUUGACAAAGCAACAUCACACAUGGAUCCAAGAACUGAUGAGUUAAUAAAAAAAAUCCGUGAGAAAUUUGCCCAGUGCACUGUACUGACCAUUGCACACAGGUUGAGUACCAUUAUUGACAGUGAAUGGAUAAUGGUUUUGGAUUCAGGGAGAAUGAAAGAAUAUGGCCGUCCGUAUGAUUUGCUACAAAACACAAACAGUCUGUUUUAUAAGAUGGUGCAACAACUGGGUGAGGCCGAGGCCGCUGCUCUUACUGAAAGAGCAGAACAGCUGAAGAUGGAAAAGUUCUACACAGGCAGCAAAAACCAGACCUGGAGCUGA